Molecule: messenger RNA, 1185 nt
Organism: Candidozyma duobushaemuli
Lineage: Eukaryota; Fungi; Ascomycota; Pichiomycetes; Serinales; Metschnikowiaceae
Exons: 1
Coding region: 1-1185 (394 amino acids)
Source: RefSeq, a predicted model, not a curated record
AUGGGUCUCAUUAGACCAGCCUUAGAUACUAUGGACUGCUCUGCUGCUGGAGAGCUUGCGGCGAGGCUUCGGGAAAAGCCCCUGGCCAAUGAAAUCCCAAUUCUUCUACACCCUUACCUCCAGGGCAAUCCGUCCCAGAAGGAGCAGUUGGAGGUGGUGGUUGCAUUACUCAAAUACACGGUUCCAGAGACAUAUCGCCACUUGACGGCGCCUACGCAGGAGAUUGUGGCAGCAGCGUUCCGUUCGGCCGUGGGUCUAGGGAACUUGCUAGCGAAAAUUGAAAUGUUGCUUCGUCUGAAGGCAGAUACUCUGUUGGAUGUGCUUCUGGCUGUGAACUGCCAUACUCGGCUUCUAGGAAAAGUGCUUGAGCCGGGCCUCCUAGGCCAUCUAAUACCGGGCCGUCUGACCAUAGAAGUCAAAGAGGUUGAUCGGUUGCUUUUCAAGGGAAAGUGCUACUCUAUUCUUAGAGAGGCUGACUACAAGCUUAAUGGGGUCUAUGUUCCCGAGGUCUGCCGGGAUCUGGGCACCUAUGCUGCAUAUCUAUGCCACGAAUUGCUCUCUGUGUACGCAUCGUGUGAUCCAAAAGUUGUCAAUUCCUUGGUACACUCGCUUCAAAGUGUGAAUCAAGAUACCACUUUCCAAUUCUUCGACACAAUGUUCUCGCCUGACCAUGUGGGCUUUCUCCGAGGAUGUGUGAUCGAAAUGAAGCGAUUUGAGCGGAAGAACAUCUUGCUUCGAUUCCUUCUGUUCAUUCAGAAUGCCUAUAUUCGCAAGGAUAUCCUAGAUUCAGUGCCUGCGCUAUAUACCCUCACAAAGUACUGCUUUGACCACUCGGUGUGGGAUAGCAUCAUGAUGGAGUCUGUUAUUGGACGCUCCAGCUAUGCAAUUAACACAUUAGCCGCUCAUUUAGCGAGGGCUGGCCUUGAUGACGCAAACUACGUCUCUUUAGUCUACAAGACUCUACAAGUUUGGGGAAAUGCCAUCCACAUGAAGGGCGAACCAAUCGUGACUCAAGGCUUCAGAACACACCUCCUUGUUGCAUUGUGUGCCUUGGUGCCCCGGGAAACCUUGCAUGAGCUUCUUGGUCAGAAGCCUUUCAUCGAUGCCAUAUCCACAAGGCUACAGGCUAUCUCAGAGAGAGUGAGAAGCCUUGGGUCUACUUUGCCGACAGGGUAUGCGAACUAG